Molecule: messenger RNA, 2643 nt
Organism: Bufo gargarizans (Asiatic toad)
Lineage: Eukaryota; Metazoa; Chordata; Amphibia; Anura; Bufonidae
Product: zinc finger protein 260-like
Exons: 2
Coding region: 90-2042 (650 amino acids)
Source: RefSeq, a predicted model, not a curated record
GCGAUCCCCCGUGUAAGAGUGAGGUGGAGGAGGACAUUCCAGUCCAUGUGACCACAGGAAAUCCCAAUAAGAAUUCUGAAGGAAACGUCAUGUUAUCACUAGAUCAUAAAGAAGAAUAUCAGGACAACAUGCAGCGUUCUUCAGGAGGAAACCUCAAUACACUGAUCGGAUAUCCAGGACCUCACAGUGCAGAUCUAUCACAUAAUCCUCCUAAUCAUGAAGAACCUUCUCCUGACCAAUCUCAGAUUGUAACCACAAGUCCAGAUCUGUCAUAUAAUCCUCCUAAUCAUGAGGAACCUUCUCCUGACCAAUCUCAGAUUGUAACCACAAGUACUGGGCAGAAAGGAAGUAAAAGGUUUCAUUGUGAAGAAUGUGGAAAACUGUUUACAAGAAGCUCAGUUCUUUCUGUGCACAGAAGAAUUCACACAGGAGAGAAGCCGUAUUCAUGUUCAGAAUGUGGGAAAUGUUUCACAGACAAAUCAAGUCUCAUUAAACAUCAGAGAAUCCACACAGGAGAGAAGCCAUAUUCAUGUUUAGUAUGUGCGAAAUGUUUUACAGACAAAUCAAGUCUCAUUAAACAUCAGAGACUCCACACAGGAGAGAAGCCAUAUUCAUGUUCAGUGUGUGGUAAAUGUUUCGCAGACAAAUCAAGUUUUAUUAAACAUGAGAAAAUUCACACAGGAGAUAAGCCAUAUUUAUGUUCAGAAUGUGGAAAAUGUUUUAUAAUGAAAUCACAUCUUGACAGUCAUAAGAAAAGUCACACCGAGGAAAAGCCAUAUUCAUGUACAGAAUGUGGGAAAGGUUUCAGAAAUAAAUCAUACUGUGUAGAACAUGAGCAAAUUCACACAGGAGAGAAACUGUAUUCAUGUUCAGAAUGUGGGAAAUGUUUUUCAAGGAAAUCAUAUCUUGUUAGACAUGGGAGAAGUCACACAGGAGAGAAACCAUAUUCAUGUUCAGAAUGUGGGAAAUGUUUUACAAGGAAAUCAUAUCUAGUUGGACAUGGGAGAAGUCACACAGGAGAGAAGCCAUAUUCAUGUUCAGAAUGUGGGAAAUAUUUUACAAGGAAAUCACAUCUUGUUAAACAUGAAAGAAUUCACACCGGAGAGAAGCCAUAUUCAUGUUCAGAGUGUGAGAAAUGUUUCACAGAAAAAUCAAGUCUCCUUAUACAUCAGAGAAUUCACACAGGGCUUAAGCCAUACUCAUGCUCCGAAUGUGGGAAAUGUUUCACAGAAAAUUCAAGUCUUCUUAUACAUCAGAGAACUCACACAGGGCUGAAGCCAUACUCCUGCUCUGAAUGUGGGAAAUGUUUUACCCAGAAAUCACAUCUUAUUAUACAUAAGAGACUUCACACAAGAAAAAAGACACAUUCCUGUUCAGAGUGUGGGAAAUGUUUCACAGAAAAAUCAAGUCUCCUUAUACAUCAGAGAAUUCACACAGCGCUAAAGCCAUAUUCAUGCUCAGAAUGUGGAAAAUGCUUUCUAGAUAAAUCAUAUCUUAUUAAACAUGAGAUAAGUCACAAAGAAGAGAAACCAUAUUCAUGUUCAGACUGUGGGAAAUGUUUUACCCAAAAAUCAUAUCUUGUAAAACAUGAGCGAAUUCACACAGGAGCGAAGCUGUAUUUAUGUUCAGAGUGUGGGAAAUGUUUUACCCAAAAAUCAUAUCUUGUAAAACAUGAGCGAAUUCACACAGGAGAGAAGCCAUAUUCAUGUUCAGAGUGUGGGAAAUGUUUUAGAGAUAAAUCAGAUCUUCUUAUACAUGAGAGAAUUCACACAGGAGAGAAGCCGUAUUCAUGUUCACAUUGUGGUAAAUGUUUUACAAGGAAAUCACAUCUUGUUAUACAUGAGAGAAUUCACACAGGACAGAAGCCAUAUUUAUGUUCAGAGUGUGGAAAAUAUUUUGGUUUGAAGUCAAAUCUUAUAAUACACCAGAGAAUACACACAGGAGAGAAGCCAUAUUCAUGUUCAGAAUGUGGGAAAUGUUUUAUAGAAAAAGCUAAACUUCUUUGUCAUCAGAAAAUUCACACAAAAGAGAAGCCGUAUUAAUAUUGUAUAUUAGAACAAUGAUUGUAAGUAAACAUAAGCUGACAUUGGGGGUUUUACUUUACACAGGAGGCCGUUAUAGUUGUGUCCCCUCCACAGAACAGGGUUUAGGCCUCUUUCACACUUGGAUUGUUUUCUGGUUUUGAGAUCUGUUCAGGAUGCAUCAGAAUGUCUUCCGUUCCGGCAGCAUUCCGCUUUGUGAGCGGACACAAACCUGCUGCAAGCUGCGGUUUUGUGUCCGGUCAUAAAAACGGAUCCAGCACUGAAAACAAUGUAAGUCAAUGGUGGCGGAUCCGUUUUUUUCACCUAUUGACUUUUAAUGUAUUUAGUGAUGAUUUUUAUUUUUUUUUUCCGUUUUUUGAUUUCACACAACCGCAUCCUAAUGGAAGCGAUGCAUCCUGACCUGCAAAAUCAAAAUGCAUCCAUUUAAUUCCAGUAUUGAGAUCCUCUGCCGCAAGUGUGAAAGUAGCCCUACAUGAAGCGUUCCUGACAUAUCUGCACAGUUAUCCCCAUCAUCUGCUGCUCUGUACAUUAUGUGUGACACAGCCGCAUAGUUACCCCCAUCAUCUGCUCUGUACAUUAUGUGUGACACAGCCGCACAGUC